Molecule: messenger RNA, 993 nt
Organism: Herpailurus yagouaroundi (jaguarundi)
Lineage: Eukaryota; Metazoa; Chordata; Mammalia; Carnivora; Felidae
Product: olfactory receptor 10T2-like
Exons: 1
Biological process (GO): G protein-coupled receptor signaling pathway
Cellular component (GO): membrane
Molecular function (GO): olfactory receptor activity; G protein-coupled receptor activity
Source: RefSeq, a predicted model, not a curated record
AUGAUGGACAAUCAUACCACAGCGAGCACAUUCCUUCUGUGGGGGUUUUCCAGUUUCCCAGACUUGCAGGGUCUCCUCUUUGUGAUGAUUUUCUUCUCCCAUGUGACCAUCCUAGCUGCAAAUGUGUGCAUAAUGGUGGCCAUCAAGCUGAGUCACAACCUUCACACCCCCAUGUAUUUUUUCCUCUGUGGCCUGUCCUUUUCAGAAACUUGUACCACUAUGGCAAUCAUCCCCCGCAUGCUAGUGGACUUGCUGUCAGAUAGCAAGGCCAUCUCUCUUCCUGAGUGUGCCACACAGAUGUUUUUCUUCUUUGGCUUGGGAGCCAAUAACUGCUUCAUCAUGGCUGCCAUGUCUUACGACCGUUACACUGCCAUUCACAGCCCACUGCGCUAUAAGGUCUUGAUGACCCAUAAGAUCUGCUUUCAGUUCAUGAUGGCCUCUUGGAUGGCUGGGUUCCUGGUUUCUCUGUGCAUCGUCAUCACUGUAUUCAACUUGUCUUUCUGUGACUCCAACAUCAUCGAGCACUUCUUCUGUGACAUCUCACCUGUGGUCUGCCUUGCCUGUGAUUACACCUCCCAUCACAAAAUGGCUAUUUUUGUGCUCUCUGCCUUCGUGUUGGUGGGCAGCUUUGUUUUCAUUAUGAUGUCCUAGGUCUUCAUUGUGUCCAGAGUUGUGAAGAUGCCUUCUGCCAAGGGGAAGUAUAAGGCCUUCUCCACUUGCUCCUCCCACCUCACUGUGGUGUGCAUACACUAUGGAUUUGCUGGCUUUGUCUACUUGAGGCCCAAGGACAGGGACUCAUUCCGUGAAGACAUGCUGAUGGCGGUCACAUACACAGUGCUGACACCUCUGCUUAACCCCAUCGUUUACAGUCUCAGAAACAAAGACAUGCAGACAGCCCUAAGGAAGGUAUUAGGCAAGACAAAUAGGUUCAUCCCUCAGAUGGGGAGUAGAAGAACGCCAGACAUUAAAAAUGUACAGACUGUUGAUAAAUAA